Messenger RNA from Macadamia integrifolia, 1838 nucleotides. RefSeq names its product actin-depolymerizing factor-like. Gene Ontology annotation, molecular function: actin filament binding; zinc ion binding; nucleic acid binding. Gene Ontology annotation, biological process: actin filament depolymerization. The transcript is spliced from 8 exons. Lineage: Eukaryota; Viridiplantae; Streptophyta; Magnoliopsida; Proteales; Proteaceae. The record is from RefSeq and is a predicted model, not a curated record. Bases 262 to 1386 code for a protein of 374 amino acids. Gene Ontology annotation, cellular component: cytoplasm; actin cytoskeleton.
GCCAGGGCCAUAAUUGGCCGCGUGUGCAUCUGCCGGACCAGCGCCUCAACCGUGUUGCCUUCACUCUUUAGGGUACCAUUUCGCACCUUAGUUCUUCUUCUGUCUCCUAGGGGGCACUAUUGAGCUUCGACGAUUGAAGUCGGUGUCUGCUAUUGUUAGUUACCUUACAAAGCUCUUCUUCUCCUUCUUCUUCUUCUUCUUCUUCUUCUUCUUAUUCUUCUUCCUUCUCCUCAUCAAAGAUUUGAAGCGGAGAAGGGAAACAUGGUGAGCAAAAGGCAGAAAUUGGCUAAAAAACGAUUCAAGGAAGCAAAUCCGGAUAUGUUUCCCAAACCAGAACCUACGGCUCCCAAAGACCCUAGUUCAAAAAAGAAGAAGAAGAAGAAUAAUUUCAAGCGCAAGAAAUCAGAAAUCAAAGGACCAAAGACCCUAGAUAAGUCCAACAAACCAUCCUUUAGAAAGCAUCCUCUUAGAGUCCCUGGAAUGAAACCAGGAGAGAGCUGCUUCAUCUGCAAAGCCAGAGAUCAUAUUGCCAAGUUUUGCCCUGAAAAGGCUCAGUGGGAGAAAAAUAAGAUUUGCUUGAGUUGUCGGCAGCGUGGGCACAGUCUCAAGAAUUGCCCGAAUAAGAAUAGUAAAACCAGCCAGAAAUACUGUUAUAAUUGUGGAGAACCUGGGCAUUCACUUUCUGAAUGUUCCCGACCUCUUCAAAAUGGAGGUACAAAUUUUGCGAGUUGCUUCAUCUGUAAUGAGCGUGGACACUUGAGUAAGAACUGCCCAAAAAAUACUCACGGAAUUUACCGAGAGGGUGGUUCUUGUAAAAUAUGUGGUGGCGUGACACAUUUGGCUAGAGAUUGCCCUAAUAAAGGCAACAUAAGUUCUACUACUGCUACUGGAGUAAAAACGAUAGGUGAUUUCCAACAGGUGACUUCACUAGUAGGGGGGGAUGAGCUUGAAGAUGAUUUUUAUGAUCCUGCGAAUUCAGCAUCUGGAAUGGCAGUGAAUGACGAAUGUAAGCUGAAGUUCUUGGAACUAAAAGCGAAGAGGAACUAUCGUUUCAUUGUUUUCAGAAUUGAGGAGAAGAUCCAACAGGUGAUGGUGGAGAAGCUUGGGCUUCCUGAAGAGAGCUACGAGGAUUUUGCAGAUAGCUUGCCUGCCAAUGAGUGCCGCUACGCCGUCUUCGAUUUUGAUUUCAUUACCGACGAGAACUGCCAGAAAAGCAAGAUUUUCUUCAUUGCCUGGUCUCCUGAUAUAGCAAGGGUAAGGAGUAAGAUGCUCUAUGCUAGCUCCAAGGAUAGAUUCAAGAGAGAACUGGAUGGAAUUCAAGUGGAGUUGCAAGCAACAGAUCCAAGUGAGAUGAGCCUGGACAUAAUCAAAUCCCGAGCCAUCUGAAAUACCACCAUGCACCUUCUGCGUCUCAUUCAACAAACAACCUAAUCUCCUUGUUAGUUGCUACUGUUUCAUAUUUCCUGAGCCACUCCCUUUAAUUCUUUUGCCUUGUUUUUAAUGACUUUUAUGUGGGUUUAGAGUUCUAAAACCAUUAAUGGGAUAUGAAGCUAGUCAUUUGUAUUUUUUUUUAAUUGGCCAUUUCUCACGGCUACAUUGCGAAUUUGUUAUCAGCCAUGAGCCUGCCUCGCUGUAUACAGACGAUGAAACCGAUGGUGCUGAUGAUUCGAGGCUCUCUUUAAAUCUCCUUUUCUUCUUCUGGGUUUUCUAAUUCUUUUUUCCUUUCUUAUUUGAAAGGGUUUCUCAGUGUACCUGUACCUGCAUUUUUAUUUCCAAUUGGUUUCUAGGGACAAUUGUUUUAUCUUGUUUAUAUAUGUGGAAAUGGAUCAUUAUUUACA